CGGACUGAAACAGGGAGGGACUACCUGAUCUUGUCCAUUAACUAACGCUUGUUUUCGUUUUCCAUUGCAAAACGUUUUGCUACACUGUGCAGUAAUGAAUACGACCCAGCAUCUAACCACACAGUUCCAGAUGGUUCUAUCAGAGAACAUGGCAGCCAUGGCCAACAGUUCACACCAGUGGUAUGACAGUCUGCAGCGCUGGCACCUGGAGCUCUUCCUGAUCCCCGCCUCCCUCCUCACCCUGGCCACCCUGCUGGCCAACCCCAUCGUCCUGGCCUGCAUCCUCUUCUCCCGUUCCCUGCGCCAGGAGACCCGCUACCUCCUCCUAGCCAACACCCUGGCCGCAGACAUGCUCUUCCUCUCCCUCAACCUUGUUACUGUAGUAUGUAAUACUUUGGGGGUAGCCAUGCUGAGGGUACUCUGUGAGCUGGUUUCGGCAGUGACCGCCGUGGCGUAUUGCUGUGCUGUGCUGACCGUCACACUAAAGGUGGUGGAUACAUACGUGGCGGUACGUUGGCCCCUCCACUACCACGAUCUGCUCCCCCCGGCCCGUACUCGAAAGAUCCUAGUCGGGGUCUGGCUGUUAGCCGCCAUGUACCCCCUCUCCCUGGUCAUCGUCAUGGAGGUGAUGGAGGACAACGCCACACAGAGGUCAGAGGUGUGUCUCAUUCUCAUCUCCAUAGGCAAGAUGGGCAGAAAGAUGAUGGUGGGCGUUCACAUCUACUUCACCAUGGGAGCUGUUGUCUGCACCCUGCUCAUCCUGUAUUGUUACGGCCGUCUCUACUGGGUCACCAAGACCCAGGGCAUCUGGCAGAGCCGCUACUCCCGGGCCCGGGUCACCCUCUUGGCCCACGGGGUUCUGCUCCUGCUCUACUUCAGCCCGGGCCUGGUCUUCACUGUGGAGCUGGUUCUGUACCAGCACCAGGAGGUCAGCCAGGAUAUCCGCGUGUGGAUCAACACUGUCAAUAUGUGUAUGCUGAUGCUACUGCCCAGGGCCUGUGCUCCCUACCUGUAUGGUCUGUGGUAUAGGGAUAUCUCUGAUACUCUGCUGGCGGUGCUGCACCGACGCAGGAGGCUCAGUCAGGUCACUGUGGCCUAGAAAUAAAGACCUACACACUCACAACCCCAUAAAGAGGAAUGAGAGGGCCGAGGGGUUGUUUAAUAGAGAUUCUUGUGAGAGUGCCCAGCCUAAAGCAUUGGUCCCCAAAUAUUUUUACCUAAUGAAGCUCACUAUGUUCUCUUGUGACCCACGGUUUGACAUGUACAAAAUCAUUCCCCAAACCCAAAGCUGCCUUGAAAAGACCAUAACUUUUUAAGACAAAACAUUGAUUGCUUAACUUUUUUUCAAAAAGUCAUUUAAUUGGUACUAUUGCCAAGCUAUUUUCCAUGUGUCAAUGCAUAUACGGUGAGCUCCAAAAGUAUUGGGAC
This is a messenger RNA of Salvelinus fontinalis (brook trout), 1428 nucleotides long. Its product is annotated as probable G-protein coupled receptor 148. NCBI's taxonomy places the organism in Eukaryota, Metazoa, Chordata, Actinopteri, Salmoniformes, Salmonidae. Gene Ontology annotation, biological process: G protein-coupled receptor signaling pathway. Gene Ontology annotation, molecular function: G protein-coupled receptor activity. The record is from RefSeq and is a predicted model, not a curated record. Gene Ontology annotation, cellular component: membrane. Bases 95 to 1099 code for a protein of 334 amino acids. The transcript has a single exon.